UGCUAACGUAUUUUUGUUUUAGCAAGAACUUAGUUGUGGUACUAGCUUACGCUGCUAUGUGUAACGUGUGCUAACGAUGGAUAUGAAAGUGGUUUGCAUUCCCGAUACUAUUUCAUUUCAACGCAGUACAACAUUUGUGUUACUUUUUACAAACAUGGUUUUUCAACUAUUUUGUAUUUUAAGGCAUUAUUAACGUUAACGCGAUAACGUUAUAACAGUCGUUAUUUUAUAGGCUGGUAUCCCCGCCCACUGCGCAUUGCGCAUGUCAAACGCGAAGCUUCGGUCGGACGGUCCGUGCCGCUUGGCCCGCUUGUCGCUUCAUCACAAAGACAAUGGAACGCGCUGCCGGUCGAUUUUACUGUGACUCAGUGUUUUAAUUUAAUGUUUUUCGCGAUUGAACCGCCCACAACAUGACGGGUACUAUAAUUGAGAACCUGAGCGGUCGAAAACUCGCCAUUCUAGUAACAUUUCUAUUGUUGUGCCAAUUAACAUGUUUCCUAAUCGGUGGAUUGGUCGCACCCCUGCCCGCAAACGCCCAAACAAUUCUCGGAACGGUAUGCAAGGAUACUCUGACGGUAAAAAAUGACACCACGAAAUGGUUUUACAACAGAGGAAAGGGCGCAUGUACCAAGAUCGAGAUAACCGGGACGCACCUAGACUACACGGAGAACGACAUCGUGUUCGCAUUUCAAAUGCCGAUGCCGCGCGAGAACAGGAUUCUAGACUUCUCUAGAUGGCAACAGAACUUAAUUGGAGUGCUGCAGGUGGAUAUACGGUAUCAUUCGGCGAUGGAGGUGCAGCCGCGGAGUUUGAUGACGAUCGACGCGCGACUGGCGUACAGGAACAAAGGGGAUCCCGAGGACGAGUGGAAAUUGUACACACAAUCUAUUGAAAAGCGACACUUGGACUGUGAUAUUGCAGUGAAAUCCGAGGAAUAUUUGUACAACUGUUCUGCUUUGCCUUUGUUUGAAUUGGGCUCUUUGUUCCAUGACUUCUAUCUACUUAACAUCAGGCUACCGGUGGACACUCCGGAAAUGAAUGCACAUAUUGGCCAUGUGCAGGACAUGUGGCUGACAGUUAUAAACCAAAAUGGGGGCUUCACAAAAGUCUGGGUCUCUCUGAAAACAGUGUUUUUCCCCUGCAUCAUAGCUAUUAUUGCCUGGUUCUGGAGGAGGGUUCACAUCUUGCAACGGAAGCCUGUACUUUUGGAGAAGAUGCUGCUGAGUUUGGGUAUAUCCCUGUGCCUAUUGAACAUGCCUCUUGAAUACUUUACAUUACACUUUGACUUGCCAUUUAUGCUGUUACUAGGGGACAUAAGACAAGGAGUCUUUUAUGCAAUGCUAUUUUCAUUUUGGCUUGUUUUUGCCGGUGAACACAUGUUAAUUCAGGAUGCAUCUACCCAAAGCUCUCUUAAGCAGUAUUGGCGUCAUUUAAGUGCUGUAGCAAUGGGUUGUAUAUCUCUAUUCAUUUUUGAUAUGUGCGAGCGGGGAGUGCAACUGAGAAAUCCAUUUUACUCCAUCUGGGUUACAGAUUUGGGGACAAAUCUCGCUUUGACCUUCAUAAUACUGGCUGGGAUAUCUACAGGAGUGUACUUUCUUUUCCUGUGCUACAUGAUUUGGCAGGUUUUUGUAAACAUCUCCCACAAGCGACAAUCUUUACCCACAAUGAGCUCAGUUAGACGUCUACACUAUGAGGGAAUCAUCUACCGGUUCAAGUUUCUGAUGUUGGCCACCUUGCUCUGCGCUGCUCUCACUGUCAUCGGGUUUAUACUUGGACAGGUGGCAGAGGGCCAGUGGAAGUGGGAUGAGAAUAUUGAGUUAGAAUAUACUUCUGCAUUUUUUACUGGUGUGUAUGGAAUGUGGAACAUAUACAUCUUUUCUCUACUCGUUUUGUAUGCUCCGAGCCACAAGCGUUGGCCAGCUGCUGAAAAUACAUCGGACACCCAGAACUUAAGUGAGGAGAUAGAAUUCAGCCGUUUGCCAAACGAGGGUGUGACCAGCGAGAUAUCCUCUCUCACCUCUUUCAUUAGGAAGCCUAAUGUUGACUAAAGUUUUGUCAUGCAUUAUUUUGAAGAACAGUAUUAACUGAACAAAUUUUGUACUCGAAUAUUUAGAAGGAAGUGUAGGCCAUAUUUAGAAAUGUUUAUCUUGCCCGUAGGAAAUAGCUGCUCUGCUAUCUUUGUAUUCAAUAGUUUGUGGUACAAUAUUUACAUGCCAUAUAGCAUUAAGGUUCGUGUCUGUAUUAUUUUUCCUAUGAGUUUUGUUGUGUAAUUACAAUUAUUUAUAAGACAAUCUCUUAGCUGUUAGUUUAUACAUGUAUUUAGGUAUCUAGCCUGUGUAUUAGUCAUAAAGAAUGUCGGUCUAAAUAAAAUCGGCUUGUCUGAGCUAAACAGGUUCUGUGACCUUGGUUCGCGCUGUGCUUCCAAAUUUAUCCAAUUUCGUCUGCCUCUAAAACUGAUAUUGUUACUUAAAUUUUUCUGUGAUAGUUUUUUAUGUAACAUUUUUCUAAUGUUAAUUCUAAGUGACGUAACAGUAUUAUUAAAACACUUCUCUUUGUAUUGCUAGCAUGUUCUAGACGGAUUUUGCGUUAAUAAUGCCAAUAUUUUGUACCUCUUCUAUUUUGAAUUGUAAAAGAGAUAAUAAGAUAUGUUAAUUAGUAAUCUGUCUGGAUAAUUUAGAGGAUAUACGUGUACUAAGUCUAAUGAAACGUAUUUUUUAUGUGUAGUCGUAAUCGUAACUCCGAUUUUGUAAGCGGUUAGAAGUUAUAACAAUAAAAAUUAAUUAAUUAUUGUA
Messenger RNA from Cydia fagiglandana, 2792 nucleotides. RefSeq names its product protein wntless (gene wls). The record is from RefSeq and is a predicted model, not a curated record. Bases 411 to 2048 code for a protein of 545 amino acids. The transcript has a single exon. Gene Ontology annotation, biological process: intracellular protein transport; Wnt signaling pathway; Wnt protein secretion. NCBI's taxonomy places the organism in Eukaryota, Metazoa, Arthropoda, Insecta, Lepidoptera, Tortricidae. Gene Ontology annotation, cellular component: endomembrane system; organelle membrane. Gene Ontology annotation, molecular function: Wnt-protein binding.